Messenger RNA from Stegastes partitus (bicolor damselfish), 2778 nucleotides. It is a transcript of the gene ptchd4, whose product is annotated as patched domain containing 4. Gene Ontology annotation, cellular component: membrane. Bases 1 to 2778 code for a protein of 925 amino acids. The transcript is spliced from 3 exons. The record is from RefSeq and is a predicted model, not a curated record. NCBI's taxonomy places the organism in Eukaryota, Metazoa, Chordata, Actinopteri, Pomacentridae.
AUGUGCUUCAUCGGAGGAGACGGGGCAUCUGCAAGCUGGAUUUUGUGGAGGAUGCUGCGGCAAGUGAUACACAGAGGGCUCAAGGCUUCGUUCUACUGGCUGGGCUUAUUCGUUAGCAGGCACCCCGUUUUCUUCCUCACCGUCCCCGCCGUCCUCACCAUCAUUUUCGGAUCUACCGUGCUCAGCCGAUUCAAGCCGGAGACGAACCUGGAGGUGCUGGUCGCCCCGACGCACAGCCUCGCCAAGAUCGAGCGGAGUCUCGCCAACAGCCUGUUUCCCAUCGACCAGUCGAAGCACAAGCUGUACUCGGAUUUGCACACCCCGGGCAGAUAUGGCAGGCUGAUCCUGCUGGCCAAGUCCGGGGGGAACAUCCUGGAGCUGGCCGACCAGGUCCUGCAGGUCCACAAGCAGGUGCUGGACCUGCGCGUCAAUUAUAAGGGAUUCAAUUACACGUUCGCGCACCUCUGCGUCUUGAGCCACAGGGACAAACGCUGCCUCUUGGAUGAUAUCAUCACCAUCUUCGAAGAUAUCAGGCAGGCUGUGCUCUCCAACAGCACUUUCCAUAAGGUGCCCGUGAGCUAUCCAAACACUACGUUAAAGGAUGGCCGAGUGUCCUUCAUCGGACACCAGCUUGGCGGCGUGUCCUUCUCGCCCAACAGCCGUGACCAGCAGGUCAAGUUCGCCCGCGCUGUCCAGAUCACCUACUACCUCCGUAACCACGGACCCCCGGUGCAGGAUGCCAUCGCAGAGCGCUGGGAGAACGAGUUCUGCGCCCUGGUCAGCCGGCUGUCCACGUCCGAGGCGCCCCACGCCCCCGACCAGCUCCACAUCCAGUCGCUCACCUCCUUCAGCCUGUGGCGGGACUUCCACCAGACGGGCGUGCUGGCCAAGGGGGAGGUGCUGGUCAGCCUGGUGCUGGUGCUCCUGGCCGCCACCAUCUCCAGCUCCAUGCGGGACUGUCUGAGGGGUAAGCCGUUCCUGGGCCUCCUGGGCGUCCUGACCAUUUGCAUCGCCAACGUGACGGCUGCGGGGAUCUUCUUCAUAUCGGACGGGAAGUUCAACUCCACGCUGCUGGGGAUCCCGUUCUUUGCCAUGGGUCAUGGAACCAAAGGUGUGUUUGAGCUGCUGGCAGGCUGGAGGAGAACAAGGGAAAACCUGCCUUUUAAGGAACGCGUGGCGGACGCUUUUGCUGACGUGAUGGUGUGCUACACCAUGACCAGCUCACUCUACAUCAUCACGUUUGGCAUGGGAGCUAGCCCAUUUACCAACAUUGAGUCAGUGAAAAUCUUCUGCCAAAGCAUGUGCGUGGCAAUCCUGGUCAACUACUUCUACGUGUUCUCUUUCUACGGCUCCUGCCUGGUGUUUGCCGGACAGCUCGAACAGAAUCGCUAUCACAGUGUUUUCUGUUGUAAGAUCCCCUCAGUGGAGUACCUGGACCGCCAGCCCACGUGGUUUAAAACCAUGAUGAGCGAUGGCCACGACCUGUCCACACACCAUGACAGCGUCCCAUACCAGAAUCAUUUCAUCCAGCACUUCCUCCGAGAGCACUACACAGAGUGGAUUACCAACACCUAUGUCAAACCCUUUGUGGUCAUUCUUUAUCUCAUCUAUGCCUCUUUCUCAUUCAUGGGAUGUUUACAAAUCAGUGACGGAUCAAAUAUCGUGAACCUGUUGGCUAGUAACUCUCCGAGUGUUUCAUACGCUUUGACCCAGCAGAAAUACUUCAGUAACUACAGUCCUGUGAUUGGGUUUUAUAUUUACGAGCCCAUCGAGUACUGGAACUCCACGGUGCAGGAGCAUCUGAAGACUCUGAGUCAUGGCUUCAACAAGAUCUCCUGGAUGGACAACUUUUUCCACUACCUGCGGGUAGUGAAUGUCAGCGCAUCAACGAAAGGCGACUUCAUCACCAUCCUUAAGGGUUCCUUCCUGCGCAGUCCGGAGUACCAGCAUUUCACUGAGGACAUCAUAUUCACCAAGAACCGCGAGACUGAUGAGUACGACAUUAUCGCCUCACGGAUGUACUUGGUAGCACGGACCACAGAGAAGAAGCGCGAGGAGGUGGUAGAGCUUUUAGAAAAGCUUCGUCCCUUGAUGCUGAUCAACAGCAUCAAAUUCAUUGCCUUUAAUCCAACGUUUGUGUUCAUGGACCGCUACAGCUCCUCCGUCAUCUCACCCAUCCUGACCUCAGGCUUCAGCGUACUCACCAUCCUCAUCCUCACUUUCUUCCUGGUCAUCAACCCCUUGGGGAACUUCUGGCUCAUCCUCACGGUUACGUCCGUGGAGCUGGGCGUCUUGGGUUUGAUGACCCUUUGGAACGUCGGCAUGGACAGCAUCUCAAUCCUGUGCCUUAUUUAUACCCUCAACUUCGCCAUGGAUCACUGUGCACCACACCUGUACACUUUUGUGCUGGCCACCGAGCACACUAGGACGCAGUGCAUCAAGUUGGCACUGGAGGAGCACGGGGCGGCCAUCCUGCAGAACACAUCCUGCUUUGUGAUCGGGAUCAUGCCCCUGGUGUUUGUGCCUUCCAAUCUGACCUACACACUGUUCAAGUGCUCCCUCCUCACCGCGGGCUGCACCGUGCUGCACUGCUUCGUCAUCCUGCCCGUCUUCCUGACCUUCUUCCCGCCGUCCAAAAAGAGACACAAGAAAAAGAAACGGGCCAAGCGGAAAGAGCGGGAAAGGGAGAGGGAGCGGGAAAGGGAGAGGGAAAGAGAACGGGAGGAGAUAGAGUGCAUUGAAGUCAGGGAGAAUCCUGAUCAUGUGACAAACGUCUGA